UUCAUCUGCAAAGCACCUUUGGUAUGAAACAGCAGAUUUGAAUUUCUGAAUCGAUUAGCUUAAAAAGUGAUAGCAAUAGGAUCCUCCAAUGGCAGUUAGAAGAAGAAACGCGCUUAUUCUCAUAAGCACUUUUUCAACCAAUUUCUCCACCAUUUCUCAUCAUCAUCAUCACACAUCUCAUUACAGAAAACAAAUCUCCCUCGCUAAUCUCUUCCAAUCCUUCGGUUUCCCCUCCUCCAACCUUCACCAUUUCCUCUCUCAUAACCCAUUCCUUUUCAACUCCGAUCCAUCACACCUUCGCAAAUCACUCUCCACUCUCUUUUCCUUCCGAAUCCCACAGAAAACCCUAAUUUCACUCGUUCACGAUUGCCCUUCUGUCUUAGAACCCCAAUUUCUACACAAUUGGGAAUCAGCUUUUCCAAAAUUCAAAUCCAACGCUUUCAACCCUUCCCCGCUGAUGAUCGCGAACUUGUUGCGAUGUUCUAGAAAGUUCCAUUUAAAUCCCCUUCAACUCUCGCAAAAAGUUGAGAUUUUUAAGGGUUUAGGGUUUUCCGACAAUGUUACAGCUAGGGUUUUGGAAGAAUUUCCCAGCGCGGUUGUAAUGACUGAGGAUAAAAUUGCUGGGGUAAUUGAUUUUCUUGUGGAAUUCGGUGUUCCUCGAGAUGAAAUCGAUAGGGUUGUUAGAUUGUAUCCUAGGGUUUUGGGAUUUGGAGUUGAAGAUAGGUUGAAGCCGCUGAUUCAUGAGAUGAGGGGGUUGGGAUUUUCUCGACGGGAGAUUAAGGCGGAGGUUGUUAGGGAUCCGGGUAUUCUAGGAAUGGAGAUCGGGGAGUUUUCGCGGUGUUUGAAGCUGUUACAGAGUUUGAAAUGCAGGGAGGCAGUUAAAGAGAGUAUUUUGGGGGAUGGUUUGGUUAGAGCUUGUUUUGGAGUGAAAUUAAGAGUCGAUUGUUUGUGCUGUCACGGGUUGAUUCGUAGGGAUGCUUUGAAGGUGUUAUGGAAGGAACCGAGGUUGAUGAGUUACGAGUUGGAGGAUAUUGAGAAGAAGAUUGAGUUUUUAGUUCAAAGGAUGAAGUAUGGUGUUGAAUGUUUGCAUGAAGUUCCUGAAUAUUUGGGUGUGAAUUUUGAGAAACAGAUUGUUCCUAGAUACAAUGUGAUUGAGUAUUUGAAAGGAAAAGGUGCAAUUGGCUUUGAAGUUGGAUUGAAGGAUAUUAUCAAACCAACUAGGCUUAGGUUUUAUAAUCUUUAUGUUAAGCCUUAUCCAGAAUGUGAAAAAAUAUAUGGCAGAUUUUCGGGGAAGGUUGAAGUUAAAAGAAAGCAUCCUGAUGGACUUUGGAAGCUGUUCAAACCGAAGAAGUUCUCUCUAACCAGUAAAGAUGUGAAGAACAUGAAGGCUUUCAUGGACUCCUCACUGGUGUAGUGGUUUGAUUUGAUGAAUGUAUAUUGUUAGUUGGACUUGGAUGAAUGGUCCAUAACAGGUUUUGUGUUAAUACCUAGUGAUUUAACAAUGAUUCUUUUAUUUGUUGAUGAAAUUAACCAAUUGUUGGGAAAUAUUUAUCAUCAUAUUGUAAUGCUAAAGGAACACAUGCUGACAGAGUUAGUUACUCAUAAAAAUUAGUCAUAUGUGGCUACUUUUAUAGCUUUCAAAUGCUGAAACAGGAUAUAAGAAGGGAGCAAGAUUAUGUUGUGGGAAUAAGUAUUUGAAAUUGAAA
Molecule: messenger RNA, 1706 nt
Organism: Vicia villosa (hairy vetch)
Lineage: Eukaryota; Viridiplantae; Streptophyta; Magnoliopsida; Fabales; Fabaceae
Product: transcription termination factor MTERF15, mitochondrial-like
Exons: 1
Coding region: 89-1414 (441 amino acids)
Biological process (GO): regulation of DNA-templated transcription
Molecular function (GO): double-stranded DNA binding
Source: RefSeq, a predicted model, not a curated record